AUGGACUCCUCAAAGGUCUUGUCGCUUCUCGACCAGUUGGAUGAUGAGCUCCCCUUGCUAGACAAAGCCAAGCUCUAUACCCUCGUCACCUACGCCAUCGAGUCUCUACUGUUCUCAUAUCUACGACUUCAUGGCAUCAAGGCGCGCGAACAUCCUGUCUUUACCGAGCUCACCAGAGUCAAGCAGUACUUUGAUAAAAUCAAGAUGACUGAAACGCCCCCCUCUACUACGAGAACGGUGACUAUUGAUAAGGCAGUUGCAAGAAGGUUCCUGGAGCCGGACUUGGCAGCUUCCAAAAAAUACGCCCUGUUAGCAGCAGAGCUAAAGGCCAAAGAAAAAGUUAGAGCCCAUAUCAAGUUCGACGAAUUGAACAAACAGAUCGAAGAGAGACAGAACGCGCAAAAGCGAAAGUCUGAUGGGAUAGAGGGAAAGAAUGAGGAAGGAGAGGCUGCUGAAGAAUCAUCCGAUUCAGACUCGGAUUCCUCUGCGGAAAGGGUCAAUCAAGCUCCUGUUCCUCGGAAAAGCAGAUCGAGGAAGAAGCGCAAGGUGAGUAAGGGCCAGGACUCACUUACGGCAGAUGAUGGAUCUACUUCUACUGGGAAGCCCAAGAAGAAGGACACGAAGAAGGAAAGGAAGAAAAGCAAGGAAAAUAGGACCAAGAGAGAUAAAGGGGAGUGA
Molecule: messenger RNA, 678 nt
Organism: Lachnellula hyalina
Lineage: Eukaryota; Fungi; Ascomycota; Leotiomycetes; Helotiales; Lachnaceae
Product: Exosome complex protein
Exons: 4
Coding region: 1-678 (225 amino acids)
Biological process (GO): regulation of gene expression; maturation of 5.8S rRNA
Cellular component (GO): nucleolus; exosome (RNase complex)
Molecular function (GO): DNA binding; RNA binding
Source: RefSeq, a predicted model, not a curated record